UUUCAGAUUAAGAUAAUUUAAGAGUUUCUAACAAGUUAAUGUACAAUAAAGUGUGAAAUAUCUCCGAAUUUGCAGUAAAUGGAUGACUCUUCCAUCAAAAGGUUCAAAUCGCAUAACGUAUCCUAUAGUUUUCCAGAAUCGAAAUCUGAUUCCAGGGAAACGCUUAACAGUUACAAAAAGCUCUUAAUUUCUGAUAAACGGAGCAGCUAUAGGGAUGACCAUACAGGCCUAAAUGAUACAAGGAAAAGAGCUGAAGCCCCUGAUAAAGCCCAUAGUUUAUACCUCGGGACAAAAAUCCAACCAGCAUGGGAAACAAGAACCCUGAAAAUAAAUCCAGUAACCAGUGAUGAUUUGUCUCGGUUCCUGGGAAACGAACAUCACACCCAAAGGUGGUCAAUAAUUAGUCAAAUUAUGUUCAUUUUGUUAUAUAAUUUACGUCGAUUGCCGUUUUUGUGGAGUAUAUUUAUAUUUUUAUGUGAAGUUAUUGCACCAUUUAUAUUGCCUUCUGGAGUUCCUAGAAGAGCCUGGUACUCUAGUGCAAUUCCCUUGUUCGUUUCACUGUUUAUGUCCAUUUUUGUAAACGUCCUAGAGUUUACAAAGCGGUAUAACUUGGGCCGAUUCCUUGAUAACAAAAAGUGUGUUUUGUUAAAGGACGGGAAACUGUCAAGUGUAAGAAGUGGUGAUGUGGCUGUUGGUAACAUACUGAAGCUAAGCUGUGAUGAGCAGGUGCCAGCGGAUUGCGUGGUUCUUUAUACCAGUAACCCAGAUGGCGCCUUAUACCUUGACGCAUGUUACCUUGAUGGUCAAACUGACCUUAAAACAAAGUACAGUAUAAAUGACUUUAAAAUCGAAUCUUCCAUACGCAGUUAUAAUAAUUUAAAGGGUAACAUUAUUUGCGACAAACCAUGUCCUGAUAUGAACAAGUUUUCAGGAUUACUGAAGAUAAAGGGUUACCCAAGACCUUGUAACAUAACCGUUGAUAAUUUUAUAAUGAAAGGCUCAAUUUUGAGAAACACAAGUUACGUAUAUGCAGUGGUGGUUUACACUGGCCCAGAUACUAAAGCCAGCCAGAACUUCCUGAGGAUUUUAAAGCCAAUUAAAAUCGGAUGUCUGGAGCAGACGAUAAACGGAAUCUCCAUAUUCCUGGGCCUUAUUUAUGUAGUAUGCCUUACUACUAGUAUAAUCGUGAGGUAUGUAACGGUUUUAAGAGGUGUUGGCAAAUUCAGCAAAAACGUCCAAAGCCCAGUCAAUUCACUGCUGUUUAUCAUUUUCAGAUUCACAGUAUUGUAUUCUCCCAUCAUACCAACUACACUUCCCGCAAUAAUGGACCUACUUAGACUUCUAUACUCUCCCUUUUAUAACACUUACUCCGACAGUAUAAUCAAAAAUCUGAACAAAAAAGAGCCAAAUGAGGUUACCGGAGGUACUUGGACUCUGAACAGCGGUUUAUGUGAAGAGCUUGGACUUGUGGAUUUCAUUUUCACAGAUAAAACCGGAACCCUUACCACAAACAAUUUAUCAAUAACUCUUGUCACUAUUCUUAGUAAAAGUUUUACACCAAAACAGCUGGUACAGUCAUAUCAGCCUGCAAGUUCUUCUAAUAUCUCCACUAACGGCCACACCCCAGAGAAAGUUAAUGGCAAAUCUAAUAGAGAACAUAGUGAGGAAAGUGAACACUUUAUGAGACUGUUGUGUAUAUGUAAUCCCUGUUUAAACAUGGAUUCGGAGGAUGGUUACAACUCAUACUCUUCAGGAUACAAGUCGAAUUAUUCAAGGGCUUACUCCUUUAAAUUGAGCCACUUCAAGACUAAAUCUUUCGAUAGGUUUCACUUUAAUGAUUCGGGUGAGAAUUUUGAUGAAAACCCCCAUUCCGUCAACUUGGAUGAUCAUUUUGAUGAAAAUUCUCAGGGUGUGGAUAACUCUGUGGAAAAUGAAGAGGAGGAUGAGGUCGAGAACUUGCCGAUGUAUAAAAAAACCAAGAGUAAAGCACAUUUUGGUACCGUUUCAUAUAUAAAUGACGAGAACGUAUCAAAAGAGUUGUUUGACCUGAGUAACAGAGAGAGUUUGAAGGAGGAGCGGCGGUAUUUGACGUGUAUAAGUAAGGAGGAUGAGUGUAUGGUAAAUUUAGCCAACGAUUGCGGUUACUUUGUGUCUAACAGGACAAGGGAUAGGAUAUCUGUGAACUGUAAUGGUAAGCAUGUGAACUAUGAAAUUUUGGGAGUGAACGAGUUUACAAGUAGUCGGAAAAGGAUGUCAGUUUUAGUGACAAAUAUCCAAAACAAUGAGAAUUUUCUCUACAUCAAGGGCGAGGCUUACUCAAUGUUGUCGAUUAUAAAUGAUCAAAAUACAAAACUUGCAAUAGAAAGCAGAUUGAAAAAGAAUUCAAUAUUUGGUUACAGGGUUAUAAUUUGUGGUUACAGGUCCAUGACAUCUACUGAGGUGCUAGAGUACGAGUCAUCUGUCCUAAUGCACAGGGACGGCUUGGACGAGUUAUGUUCAAGAUUUGAGAAAGACGUGAAUUACUUGGGAAUAAUAAUGUUCCGCGAUGAAAUACAGCGAAAUAUAGUGAAAACCAUAGACUUGUUAAUGGAUUCCGGUAUUAGGAUUUGGGUACUAACUGGGGAUAAUAAAGAGGCCACAAUACAAACGUGUUAUCUUACAAAGUUGCUAGUGGUCCCGACUAACAUAUUCAUUAUUCAGAUUAAGGAUUUGCUGGCUGAUUCGAUUACCCCAAAGAGAAUAAGUGACUCCCUGGGCAGUGAUACUGACACCGUGACUGACAAAAUUGACAUGCUUGUUGAUAAUAUAUAUAACAAGUAUAUCCUGGAGCGGAAUAACAGUAAUGAACAGCUAUGCCUGAUUAUAGAGUCUGAUGACUUGGAGAUUAUUAUGCAAGGUAACAAGGGCCAGCAGAUUUUCAUGAACAUGGCCUGCUCAUCAGAUGUUGUAAUCGGGUGUCUUUUAACCCCAAUUCAGAAGGGUCAGCUGGUGCAAAUGGUCAAAACUAAGCUCAUUCCAACUCCUAUAACAUUAUCCAUAGGAGAUGGGAUCAACGAUGUCCAAAUGCUCCAACAGUCACAUCUUUCAAUUUGUAUCCUAAACACCGCCUCAGAUGCUUCCAAUAAUAAAAAGAAUAACAUCCAAUUUGGAGGUCCCUCAAAUUCUUUUAACGCCAAUAACACUCGUACUGGUAAACUAAAUGUUAAACUAAAUGUUCCACUAAAUGGUCCACUGAAUGGUGUAGUUAAUGGAGUGCCUGAUAAGGAUAACACUCCUGACUCUGCUGACAAGAACGACACUGCAGAAUCCUCAGAAACUACCGCUAACAGGCACCAGGAUAAAGGUUUGGGCCUGGAAAAGAGUGUGUAUUCAGACAGUUUGGACACUAAUGAGAAGUUGGUGAUAAACAAUGACAUAAUUGGUUACUGUGACUUUUGUGUGGACAGCUUCAGUAACAUCAGGGAGCUUUUGUUUAAGCAGGGCACUAGGAUGCUGAAGUCAACUUCACUCAUUAUUUACUUUACCAUUUACAAGGGACUUGUUUUUAUACUGCCGAUUUUUUACUACCAGAUUUUUACAAACUGGGUUGGACUUGACCUCUACGGGUCACUAAUCACUAUCUUAUACCACCUCGUCUUCACAUUCAUACCUCUCAUCAUGUUCAUUCUCUUUUACCAAGACAUUUCAUACGAGAUUUACAACCACAUUUCAAUUCUAUACACCAUCAGCAGGAGAAGAAUAUAUUUGAAUAUAAAUAAUAGUUUAUAUUGGAUGUUGGAGGGUAUUUUGGGUUCAUUUGUGAAUUAUUUACCGUUGCAUUUACUGGUGAUAAACAACGACAACAUAUACAAGAGUGAGGUUAUAAGUAACAGAACCUUUGGACUUCUGAUUAGCGUGUCCUCAAUAAUAAUCUUCAACACCAAGCUUCUGAUAAAUUAUACUCCAAACACGGGGAAUUUCACCUUUAUUAGCUUGUUGUACUAUUUUGCAUCACCGCCGCUGUAUAUAGGCUUAGUCCUAGUCUCGAGCAGGCGUUCUCUAAGGUUAUCGUCACAGCAAAUACUCAGAAUUAUACCCUUUUACAUCUUAAUUCCCAUCUGGAUCACUUUCACAGUUAUCUUAAACAUUCUGUCAAACCUGCUCCAGCUUUAUAUUCUCCCCAACCUCAUCAAACACAUCAAACUCUACAUCAUCAACAAUAACAACACCAUCAACUUUAAAAAUAUAAAGAACAUUUUCAACUUUAAGAACAUUAAUAUAAAGAAUUUGAUGCCAGUUUCGCGGCCGUUUAAGGUGAAGAAUAUCCACGGCGUUACUAGUAAAUUUGAGUGUGGAGUCACUGAGAAUAACAUAAAUAAGCUGAUAAACAUUUAUACGCUGAGGUUCAAGGAUAUACAGCUGGAGUCUGACUACAGGCUUGACAAGAACAAGAAACACUACUACGAAAACGGUCACUGGUACAAGAUAAUUUUCAUUUUACUGUUCUUGUACUAUUUGAGCAGCUUUGUUGUUGAGUACUUGAUCCAGAAGCGGUGGUUUAAGGCGCCAGUCAUCUACUGUGUAAUUCCCACAGUGCUGUUGGAAAUUGUGCUCGUAAUCUGCAUCAUCAUCUCCUUCAAUCACAGGCUCUUUAUCAGGUUUAUCAACCACAUUUUAUAUUCGCUGGUCACCUUUAUGAUCGUUCAGCAUGUGUCAAACAGGUUCUUACUCAGGUCAAUCUCCUGGCUUCACACAGUUCUCUUCCCCAUCUUCACCUUUGUCAUUCUCCGCAUACCAUUCAUCAUCUCCGUAGGACUCAACCUCAUCUUCCUCAUCAACACGUUAAUAUCGAUAAAUAGUACGAAUAUUCAUAUACUGCCGUUGUUUUUUGGGAUUAACAUAUUCGUUGGAUUUGUGGGCUAUGACUUGGAGUAUAAAUCGAGGAGUAACUUCAUAAUGGAGUUUUCGGUGUUAAAUUACAGGCAGAAGCAGAGUGAGCUUCUGAACACCAUGUUACCAAAGAUUGUCGUCUCCAAAAUGAUCAACGCUAAGCUCAACGAAAACGGAAUUCCAAUCGGUUUUGAGGCCGAGAGACAUGAAAACGUCACUGUCAUUUUCGCAGACGUUUAUAAUUUCCAGGAACUAAUUGCCACAAUUGAGCCGCACAGGCUGGUGGAAAUUCUCGACACUCUGUUUCUAUCUUUCGACCGAUGUUCGAAGGAGUUUAACGCCAUUAAAAUCGAGACGGUUUCUGAGACUUACCUCACCUCCAUGGGCCUAAACACCUCUUCAACCUCGCAAACAAAGUCCCUGGGCAUGACAGACGGCCAUGAUCACGACCAAUCGAGGAAUAAAAAGUCUGGAAGUAGCUUGGGCAGGAGAAGUAGAAGGAGUAAAGACAUUGCAAUUGACACUGCCGUAAACAAACUCGACGCCUACGUUCAAGCCGCGUCCUCAUCUCUCGACAUGUCCAUCGCCAUGCUCCAAGUCGCCACAACCAUCAAACUCAACACCAAUGAGAGUAUUGGAGUUAAGAUUGGUAUAAACAGUGGCUAUGUGAUUAGUGGGUUGGUUGGAAGUAAGAAGCCUCAGUAUGCGUUGUUUGGUGACACUGUGAACACUGCGAGUCGUAUGAAGAUGACUGGUGAGGUUGGCCGGAUUCACAUUUCUGAGAGCACCUACGAGCUUGUAAAGGGCGACAAAACUCUGGAGUUUAUUAACAGGGAGAUUGCGGUCAAGGGCAAGGGCGUGAUGAAUACGUACCUCCUAGAAAAAGCGCUGGGAACAAGUUACCCCAACUUCAGUAACUCCAACAAUAACCUCCACGAAGUUGACAUUUACUACAACAUGCUGAAUAAGAAUUACUCCGCUUCAGCAUACGGUGACGGUACUUCUUCCUCUGGUGACACUCUUGAGAACAUUCCUCUGAGCAGCAGAGAACUGAAUGUUCCUGAGGUAUCACUCACUGAUGAUGAGCUUAACAGGAUAAAGAACAGGAGAACUAACAUUAACAGAGCAGUGGGAAACGAAGAUGAUUUGUACGAUAAUUUGUACGACUAUAACACUCUGAACACCAGCUACUCCUCCAAUGUCACAGUUGGAAGUCACAAGAGAAAGUGCUUCAAAUUUAAAAGGCACUCAUCCUUCAUGAGUAAAUCAACCAGCAUGAGGCUGACACGCAAGUUCACCAGUAGACUUGGCACUAAACACUCGUCGUUUUCCAAAAACAGGUUCAGCGUACACUCGGCCAAAAACACCAGCAUAGGAAGCUCCAGCAUCGUUUCCAGCCUCUCCACACCCAAGGAAAAGAAACGCAAAUCUGAUCCCUCACACACACUCAAGGAAGAUGAGAUACAUAUGAGAAAGAACGAGAGUAUAUUAUUGAAGUUUAAUGAUAAGUUGCAAGAGGACAGAUACAGGAACAACUUUUACAACAACGUGAAUAACAUUUCGAUCAACGAAUACGCACUUUUUAUUUUCCUGAUCACCUUCAUUGUCCAGAGUAUAAUUAACGUAAAUGUACCCCGGAUAUAUGUCCAGGACAAUAAUAAGCUAAUUGUAUAUUUGAACUAUAUUCUGUAUUGGACUGUCCGAUGUUUCUUUAUCCUAAUGUCGUUCAUACUGUGGAUGCUGUUCCACUACAACUUUUUUAUACAGAACAAGGAGGAUAAUAAGAAGAUUAAGGUCUGCACCUUCUUUGUAAAUUUACUUUUCGUAUCCGCAACCUGCAUCUUCGCUCUCUCCAACUCCUGGUCAAUCAAACGCACCGAACAUGUUGAUUAUAAUUUAUGGCUGAAUAGUGACAGUGUCGAGUUUUACUUUUACUUGAUUCUGCUACACCAUAGCACCGGAAUGCUGUUUCAAAAUUGUUUACUCAUCGACUCCCUGUUCCUGGUACUCUCAAUGACCUUCAUCUCAUCCUCGGUCCAAAACAACGAAAACACCGUCACCGCACUCUUCACCAUUCCAAUCUGCGUACUAUUCAACCUACUCUCCGCACACUGCAAAGAGUCGAUUGACCGUAAGAAGUAUUAUACGAAUGAGAAGGCGUAUAUGAUUGAGACGAGGAUAAAUCAGAUUUUGAGUGAGAUGUUGCCGAAGAGUAUACUGGAGGAGUUUAAGCUGGAGAGGCUAAAGAUGUGUUACAUUCACGAGAACAUGUCAUUUCUGUUCUCUGACAUCGUUGGAUUCACGAAAUGGGCAGAGUCCGUUGACCCCUCCGAAGUCAUUGCACUGCUUCAAAAGCUGUUCGCCAAUUUCGACCGCAACACUACCAACUUUAAUCUCUACAAACUCUGCACAAUCGGCGACGCCUACGUCGCCAUCUCAGAACCCAAAGUCAUCGAUAACAAGGACAUGAGGAUCCAGGACCUCGAGAAUAUACUCCUGAUGGCCUAUUCCAUGAUACACAUCAUCGACGAAACAAGCAAAAUCUUCAGCAUACCGGAUUUGAAGAUGCGGAUUGGGUUGCAUUAUGGGAGUUGUAUUGGUGGCGUGAUUGGUUCUGGUAGGCUUAGGUACGAUGUUUGGGGCACUGACGUUUACACUGCGAAUAUGAUCGAGAGUAACGGCGUUCCCGGCGAGGUUUGUGUUUCUGAGAAGUUUCGGGACAUAAUAACACGACAUUUCCCCAACAGGUUCAAGUUCGAGCAUCACAAAGAUAUUAACAUCAUUGACAAAACCGUCAAGAGCUACAUCAUCCGGAAUAAAUCCAAGGAGGCUAUGCAAAAAUCUCCUUUUUCUCAGAUGAAUUUUGCAGAUGCCGGCAAUGUGUAGUGCGAAGGUGAGGUGGAUUUACAGCCAGUUUUUGAAACUGAGUGACGGGGAGCAAAAUUCUCUACGAUUAUUACUCGAGAGUAAGCUGAAAUUGCCCGAAGAUUCAAAAAUUAUUAAAAUCAAGACCCCAUUUCCUCAUCCCUUGUUCCUUUU
Molecule: messenger RNA, 7908 nt
Organism: Theileria parva strain Muguga
Lineage: Eukaryota; Apicomplexa; Aconoidasida; Piroplasmida; Theileriidae
Gene: ATP8A1
Product: Adenylate and Guanylate cyclase catalytic domain protein
Exons: 13
Coding region: 79-7755 (2558 amino acids)
Biological process (GO): phospholipid translocation; cyclic nucleotide biosynthetic process; intracellular signal transduction
Cellular component (GO): plasma membrane
Molecular function (GO): phosphorus-oxygen lyase activity; ATPase-coupled intramembrane lipid carrier activity; nucleotide binding
Source: RefSeq, a predicted model, not a curated record